Elgaria multicarinata webbii is the source of this 1285-nucleotide messenger RNA. Its product is annotated as gonadotropin-releasing hormone II receptor-like. Gene Ontology annotation, molecular function: G protein-coupled receptor activity; protein-hormone receptor activity; peptide binding. The record is from RefSeq and is a predicted model, not a curated record. Gene Ontology annotation, biological process: cellular response to hormone stimulus; G protein-coupled receptor signaling pathway. The transcript is spliced from 3 exons. Bases 1 to 1119 code for a protein of 372 amino acids. Gene Ontology annotation, cellular component: plasma membrane. NCBI's taxonomy places the organism in Eukaryota, Metazoa, Chordata, Lepidosauria, Squamata, Anguidae.
AUGACUGAAGGAGAAGCCCUGAUGCAUCAUCCACAAAGAUGCGGUGCCACAGAUGAGAACAGUUCGGUUUCCGUUUGCCCCAAAGCCUGGGUUGAACCCACCUUCACCCUCGCUGCCAAGACCCGGGUUGUCAUCACCAGUUGCCUUUUCGUGGUAGCAGCCUGCAACAACUCCGCAGUCUUAUACAGCGUCAUGAGGAAGAGGCGGAAAUCUCACGUCCAGCGGCUCAUCCAGAGCUUAGCCGUGGCAGACUUGCUGGUCACCCUGACCGUCAUGCCGCUGGACGCCGCGUGGAACAUCACCGUGCAGUGGUACGCCGGAGAUGCGCUCUGCAAAUUCCUCAACUUCCUCAAGCUCUUUGCCAUGUACUCCGCUGCGCUGGUGCUGGUGGUAAUCAGCUUGGAUCGGCACGCCGCCAUCCUUCACCCCUUCUCUUUCGCUAAUUCCAGCCACCGCAACCGGGUCAUGCUCUGCGUCGCCUGGAUUCUCAGUGUGCUGCUGGCCUCCCCCCAGCUCUUCCUUUUCCACCUGUACACCAUCCCAGGGGUCAAUUUCACCCAAUGUGUGACGCACGGAAGCUUCAGAGAACACUGGCAGGAAACUACCUACAACAUGUUCACCUUCACCACCCUCUAUAUCACUCCACUGUGUGUGAUGAUUGUCUGCUACGUGCGCAUCUUAUUUGAGAUUAGCAAGCAGCUGAAAAUUAACAAAGGUCUUGCCAGAGGCAAAGAUGAGCACAUCUCCAAGGCCCGAAUGAAGACUCUCAAAAUGACAGUUGCCAUAGUGGCUUCGUUCAUCAUCUGCUGGACUCCUUAUUACCUCCUGGGCUUGUGGUACUGGUUCCAGCCUGACAUGAUCCACAGAAUGCCGGAAUAUGUCAGCCACUUCCUGUUCCUCUUCGGCUUGCUGCACACAUGCACGGACCCCAUCAUCUACGGGCUGUACACGCCGUCGUUUCGAGAGGACAUGAAGACGGGCCUCAGGACCCUUAAAUUAACAGUGACCCGCCAGGAAAAGAAACUUGCAUCCAUCUCAGAGAUGGACAAUAAAGAUUUGCACGACCAGGGCCACCGGGCAAGUAUUUCCAAUGGUGGGACUCUACAUACCGCGUUGUAGAGGAAGAAGCUCCAACAGGCAAGAAGCUCAGGGCUGGUUCACACACGCGGGCAGAAGACUUGAUUUGCAACAUCUGCUGUCUAUACAUUUGAGAACUGGAGGCUGACAUGUGAAGUGGCUUCAUUAAAUUGGGUAUUCGUGUAUCCAAUUUCGCAGGGAAACAGGG